AACCAAGUUAAUUGCAAACAAAUGGCGUCGAAUGAUGCCGAAGUAGAGCGCGAGGAGCGUCUCAAAUCCGCUCUCUGGUACUCCAUCGGCCAAUUCAUCGACGAAAAGUCACUAGAAAACGACCUGAAUGCUACCCCACAAUACAUCGGUGCCCUCACUGAGCUAGUCUAUACUCAAAUUGCAAACACCGCCCGGGACCUGGAAGUCUUCUCCAAACACGCCGGCCGCAAGACAAUCAACCCAGAUGACGUACUACUCCUCGGACGACGAAAUGAGCAACUACAAGCUAUGCUAGAGAAGGAGCUAGAGGACAUCAGAGCAGCAGAGGGGAGAAAGGCAGAUGGACAACCGGCCCCUACCCGUGCGCAACCAACUACAGCUGCGGCUGGGAAAAAGAGAGGCAGACCUGCUGGUGCGGGUAAGGGCAAGGCGAAAGCUUGAAGAGUAUACAUGUGUUUUAGCUUGGACUUAUACUGGAGUAUGGAGUUAUGGUAUGAUACCCUUAAGUACGUUGAACACGGCUCACUUAGACAAUUCAUCAACAUGUGAACAUCA
This is a messenger RNA of Pyrenophora tritici-repentis Pt-1C-BFP, 555 nucleotides long. RefSeq lists its product as uncharacterized. NCBI's taxonomy places the organism in Eukaryota, Fungi, Ascomycota, Dothideomycetes, Pleosporales, Pleosporaceae. Gene Ontology annotation, biological process: replication fork processing; resolution of meiotic recombination intermediates. Gene Ontology annotation, cellular component: FANCM-MHF complex. The record is from RefSeq and is a predicted model, not a curated record. Gene Ontology annotation, molecular function: protein heterodimerization activity; chromatin binding.